UGUGUUGUACAUUAAUCAGAAAACAGAUUGGCUUACUACCCUUCUGGAAAAUGACUUCUUUGGUCUUUACUUUGAUCACCAAGACCUAAGAAAAAAAUGAAAAAAAUGUGUUCCGCAUCAACUGUUGUCUCGAGUUUUGCCGGCAUUGCAAGGCUCAUAGCCAGCACCAGUCGCUUCAGAUCUGCAAAUACGUAUACCAAGAUGUCGUUCGCCUUCAAGAAAUGCAGAAGCAUCUCAACUGUUCGAAAAUUCAGGUUUUCCAUACCUCCACUACUCUUGAGGUUUGAAGUUUUCAUGAUAAUGAGAUACAAAGUCAAUGGUGAAAAGGCUGUACAUUUGAAUCCAAGGCCUCAACCCAAAGGCGCCAAACCAUCAACGAAAUCGAAAUCCGGUUCAGCCUGUGAAGCUUGCGGAAGAUACCUUGAAGACCCACCUAAUCGUUUUUGUUCCAUUGCAUGCAAGGUAUCAGCUGUUGAUGUGAAGCCUAAUGGCCAAAGCCAUAAAAUGGGAUUACAAAUACAGGAAAUUCAGAAUCUUUCAUUAAAAGAAAAUCAAAAUUCCGGAUCAAGUUCGGAGGGAAAGGAAUCGACGCUCUCGUCGACGGAUCUUUCGGAAGAGAAGACCAAAACACGAGUGACCGAAAGUUUAAAGCCUCAAAAACAGUUGAACAAGAGGAAAGACACUCCUCAAAGGUCUCCCUUCAGCUAAUACUCAAAACAAAAGUUACUUGAAAAGAAAAGAUGCUACAUUUCAAUGGAGUUUGAAGAAGAUUAGUCCCGACCAUUGUCAUGAUCUUAGAAAGUGCAUUAAUUUUCUUGAGAUUGUACAGCAUAUACAAAGGGGAGAAAAUAUGGGAAGCCAGCAGUGUUUUGAAAUGGAUUUUGAGCUU
This is a messenger RNA of Hibiscus syriacus, 889 nucleotides long. RefSeq lists its product as uncharacterized. Bases 97 to 708 code for a protein of 203 amino acids. NCBI's taxonomy places the organism in Eukaryota, Viridiplantae, Streptophyta, Magnoliopsida, Malvales, Malvaceae. The record is from RefSeq and is a predicted model, not a curated record. The transcript has 3 exons.